AGCAGCAACCACCACCACCACCAGUGCUCCACUACUAACCUAAUCCCAACCCAAAGCUCCAGUUUCGGGAGCUAGCUUCGAACUUGGUGACUCUCCCUUUAAAUGCAGCUCAGUUUCCUUCUUUCCUUCCAUGGGAAAGAAGGGUGGAACCUCAUGGUUGACUGCAGUGAAAAGGGCUUUCAGGUCUCCUACUAAGGACAACGAGACGAGGAGUAGCAGAAGGAGAGAAGAUCAUGAUCAAGAAGAGGAGGAAAAGAAACGAGAGAAACGAAGAUGGAUUUUCCGAAAACCUUCGAAUCAUGAACUGGUGACACAACAAUGCGAAUCUAAGCCUGCAGCUACGACCUCAACGACGAAUCCUGUUGUGGCUGCUGCAACUACAGCCGCUGAGCAAAGGCAUGCCAUUGCCGUCGCAGUGGCAACCGCAGCUGCUGCUGAGGCGGCCGUGGCUACGGCCCAAGCUGCUGUGGAAGUGGUUCGCCUUACCAGGCCUUCAAAUUUCGUUAGAGAACACUACGCUGCUAUUGUCAUUCAGACUGCCUUCAGAGGCUAUUUGGCGAGAAGAGCUCUUCGUGCGCUGAAAGGGCUUGUAAAGCUCCAAGCUUUAGUGAGAGGGCAUAAUGUACGAAAGCAAGCCAAGAUGACUCUUCGGUGCAUGCAAGCUCUGGUCAGAGUGCAGGCUCGGGUGCGGGAUCAACGCGUGAAGCUUUCCCAGGAUGGAAGCAGAAAGUCUGUGUUCAAUGACAUUAACAGCUUGUGGGAGUCGCGAUAUCUUCAGGACAUUGCAGAGAGAAAGUCCAUGUCAAGAGAUGGAAGCAGCAUUGCAGACGAUUGGGACGACCGCCCACAUACAGUUGACGAGAUUCAAGCCAUGUUACAGAGCAGAAAGGAAGCUGCUUUAAAACGCGAGAAAGCCCUCGCCUACGCCUUCUCUCAGCAGAUAUGGAGAUCCGGUAGGAACUCCUCAAUCGGGGACGAAGAAGAGCUUGAAGAUAGACCAAAAUGGCUAGACAGGUGGAUGGCAACGAAGCAAUGGGAGAGCAGGGGAAGAGCUUCGACUGAUCAAAGGGAACCCAUUAAGACCGUUGAAAUCGAUACAUCUCGCCCAUACUCUUAUUCAGCCCCUAAGAAACCUGGCACUCAUGGUCUUGCAUCUCCUCUCCAUAGAGCCCACCAACAGUAUGUCUCUGUUCACCAGUCCCCUGUCACUCCUUCUCCGUGCGGAACAAGACCUCUGCAAGUACGCUCGGCCAGCCCUCGCUGCCAAAGAGAAGAGAGAAGCUACCCAACGGCGCACACACCAAGCUUAGGAUCCAGCUAUUACUACAACAGCGCGAUGCGUCACCAUGGACCCAGUUCAAAUAUCGGGGCUGGGUCUGGUGCUGCGGCAAUGCCGAACUACAUGGCUGCCACAGAAUCGGCAAAAGCUCGGGUUAGAUCGCAGAGUGCACCGAGGCAGCGGCCAUCGACGCCUGAAAGAGAACGAGUGGGCUCAGCUAAGAAACGUCUCUCCUUUCCGGUUCCCGACACGUACAGUACUGGUGGUGUUGGUGGUUGUGGACGUGUGUACAACUACAGCCACAACUUAAAGAGCCCAAGCUUUAAGAGCGUUCAUGGAGGCCAUUUUGGUAUGGAGCAACAGUCAAAUUUAUCUUCUUGUUGCACGGACAGUCUCGGUGGUGAAAUAUCUCCUUCUUCGACCAGUGACCUCCGGAGGUGGUUGCGUUAAAAUGUUUAAUGCGUAGGGACUUGGCAGAGC
Telopea speciosissima is the source of this 1759-nucleotide messenger RNA. Its product is annotated as protein IQ-DOMAIN 17-like. Gene Ontology annotation, molecular function: protein binding. The coding region runs from base 131 to 1729 and encodes 532 amino acids. The record is from RefSeq and is a predicted model, not a curated record. Lineage: Eukaryota; Viridiplantae; Streptophyta; Magnoliopsida; Proteales; Proteaceae. The transcript has 5 exons.